Prosopis cineraria is the source of this 705-nucleotide messenger RNA. RefSeq lists its product as uncharacterized. Lineage: Eukaryota; Viridiplantae; Streptophyta; Magnoliopsida; Fabales; Fabaceae. Bases 274 to 468 code for a protein of 64 amino acids. The transcript is spliced from 2 exons. The record is from RefSeq and is a predicted model, not a curated record.
CCAUUGUUCGUGGGGCGCAUCUCCCGAACCGGAUUGUAAUGAAUAGCGUGGAGAACCUCGCCUCCUCACGAGAUGGCUCGAGAAAGUCUCCAACUUGCAGAACCAGGAGGACGAUUCAUCGGCUUUCUGUUUCCCUCGUAUACUUGCCUCCAGCUAUACGACGUCGUUCCUUUCUCUUCAACCGCCAUCGACGUCCACGAUCACUGCAUCUUCCAAGCUAGCGAAGGCCGCCAUUCAUAGCUACCAUACACUGAAGUUACUGAUUCCCGAAGCAUGCCUCAGCCAAGCAAAGAGCCCUGCAAGAAACAGGCUUGUGACAUUCAAGCCUGUCUCUCCAAGAAUAACUUUAUCCCUCAAAGGUGCCUUCAAGUCAUUGAAAAGUUGGAGUCUUGUUGUGAGAAAUGCAAUUAUAAAUCAACACAUUGCGGUUCCCUUUCAGGGCUUUUGAAGCAGAAGGCUACAGGAUAGAGCUGUGUUCUACUGCUUUAAGAUUACUUUUAAUUGAUGAGCGAUGACAUUGAUUACUUUAACUUAAGAAAAAUCCUUAAUUAGAUUGUGUCAAUCAAAUAUUUGUAAACAAAUCAAGCCAAUUGUGAAGAGACACGCUUGAGUAUGUCAGACAUUUUUCAAUAGGAGCUUUCUCAUGCUUGUAUGGAUUAGAAAUUUUGAAGGGAUAGAAUUAACAGGUGUUGGUCUUGUUGGAAA